This is a messenger RNA of Mangifera indica (mango), 1063 nucleotides long. Its product is annotated as auxin-induced protein 22D-like. Gene Ontology annotation, biological process: regulation of DNA-templated transcription. Gene Ontology annotation, molecular function: protein binding. The coding region runs from base 256 to 858 and encodes 200 amino acids. The record is from RefSeq and is a predicted model, not a curated record. Gene Ontology annotation, cellular component: nucleus. NCBI's taxonomy places the organism in Eukaryota, Viridiplantae, Streptophyta, Magnoliopsida, Sapindales, Anacardiaceae. The transcript has 2 exons.
AACCCUACAAAUGACUUUACCAUGGAGAUGAAGAAGCUCUACACGCUCUCUUCUUUGCCUUCACCGCCUUAUUCCUUCUAUAAAAUACCAUUCAUCUUGCUUUCGCCGACCACACGUUUUUUUCUCAACAACUCUCAACCAAUUUGCAAUUCGAGAAAUUCUUCAAGUUUAUAAUCAAUCAAAGACUUUCGAAGGUGUUCAACUGUUCAAGAUAUUAAACUACGAAGAUCUUGCAACAAGACGAAAGUUUAACUGAUGGCAUUUAUGGAGACUAGAGAUCUUAGCCUGGAUGCUACCGAGCUUCGGUUAGGGCUGUCGGCCACCACCAAAGACUCCGAGAACCAAACCCCACCUCCGCCUAUUGCUAUUGCUAUAAGCAACAAAAGGGCUUUGCCCGAUAUGAAUGAUGAUCACCAUGGAUCUUGCAACGACAAUUCUCCUGCAUCAGAUGCCAAAAAAUCUGCUACCUCCACUAAGACGCAAGUAGUGGGGUGGCCACCUGUUAGAUAUUACAGGAAAAAUAGCUUCCAGGCGAAGAAAGUGGAGUCUGAAGAAGGAGCAGUAAUUUAUGUUAAAGUGAGCAUGGAUGGAGCUCCUUAUCUCAGAAAGGUUGAUUUGAAAAUCUAUAAGGGCUACUCCAAGCUGCUCAAGGCCUUGGAAGAGAUGUUCAGGUUUAAAGUUGGGAAGUAUUCAGAAAGAGAAGGCUACAAUGGCUCCGAAUUCGUACCGACUUAUGAAGACAAAGACGGCGACUGGAUGUUGGUCGGAGAUGUGCCAUGGGAGAUGUUCAUCACUUCCUGCAGGAGGCUGAGGAUUAUGAAAGGAUCAGAAGCAAGAGGGUUGGGUUGCACCGUGUAAAUCAAAAUGAAAAUAGAACCCCAUUUUCCACUGCCACUAACACGUGAUAGAUCAGCUUCUGAAGAGAAGAACAUCCAUUGUUCUUCCACCUUGGGCCCUUAGAAAAUAUGUUAGAAGAAAAUCCCUGUACGGAUUGGCUUGUUUUCUUGUAAUGGAAAGUGUACAAAGAUAAACAUGUUAUAUGAACUUGACUAGGUUUUCCAUA